UCAUCCACCCUUGUCCAGAAAGGACAUCAGAAUUUUUGCCUGCUGAACUUCUUUUCCCCAAAAUUGUCUCUUCUUAGCUCCAUUUUCUUCCAUGAUGAGUUGGAUGAAGUGUUGUGUGUUCCCCCUGGUGCUGCUGUGCAUGUGGCAGCUGCAAGAAGGAGCACACGCCUGCAGUUGUCCUCUCACGCAUCCACAGACCGCCUUUUGCCAGUCAGGUGUCGUCAUCAGGGCAAAGGUGGUUGCAAAAAAAACCGGCGUUGGUAAAUAUAACGACGUCAAGUAUGACAUCCAACACAUUGCGACAUUCAGAGGCCCUAAGAAGCUCUUUGGUACCAUCUACACUGCAUCCAACUCUGCAGCAUGUGGUGUGAGUCUGACCAGAGGUGUAGAAUAUUUGAUCACAGGGCGAAUGAGAUCUGACGGGUCUCUGUACAUCUCAUUGUGUGACUACAUUGUUCCCUGGAAAAGCAGCCACACGAUCCUGGUGGAGCGUUAUUCAAUGGGCUGUGAUUGCAAGAUCACUCGCUGUGAAUCUGUCCCGUGUGGGAUCAGCGGCCCGACUGAGUGCUUGUGGACGGAAAAGCUGUUUGGUGAUUCAGGGCAGGACAAACAAUGUGCGUGCAUCAAGAGAAGAGAUGGUUCUUGUGUCUGGUACAAGGAGGCCGCCUCACCCACAAAGGGUUAAUGGAUUAAAGACUCCAAAAUCCCCACCUUGCAGGAAAAAAAAAUAAAAAUCACAACUAUUUAAAGCAA
Nerophis lumbriciformis (worm pipefish) is the source of this 753-nucleotide messenger RNA. RefSeq names its product metalloproteinase inhibitor 2-like. The record is from RefSeq and is a predicted model, not a curated record. Gene Ontology annotation, biological process: response to hormone; response to cytokine; negative regulation of endopeptidase activity. Gene Ontology annotation, cellular component: extracellular matrix. Lineage: Eukaryota; Metazoa; Chordata; Actinopteri; Syngnathiformes; Syngnathidae. Gene Ontology annotation, molecular function: protease binding; metalloendopeptidase inhibitor activity.